UAGGAUUUAGACGUUUGAAGGCAUAUCAAAGCUCUUCGCAUCGCGUCGCGCCGCGCCGCGUUGAGUCGUCGGGACUACCCUCCUCCGUCCCGGUCUUCGACGGAUCUCUCAGGAAAGCGAGAGAGGAGAAGAAUCACGCUGCAGAGCAGCACGUGUGCUGCACUCGCGUGGAUCGCGCGCGACUAGCCGCGAGAGUGAAGGGGUGUCCUCGCGAGCAAGUAUCGACUUCGGUUGGAGCAGUAGAUCGGAGUUCGAAACUUCGAAUCGGAGUGUCGGAUCCCGCGCAAGUGACAGCGACGGACUCUGCGACUCACCUCCGGGAACUGUGAUUCGUACAUACGAGGUGCAACGAAAGUAGAAACCGGCUAACGGAUUCGCAGUGGUGCCUUCGUCGAACGAAGACGUCGAAGGGAGGACGGACACCGUCGGCCGUCGGCAGCUCUUGUGAACGAGAAGUGUUUAAAGGCCCGAAGAUUCUGCCUUCGCAGCAACUGGGCGCUGCGGUCGCUCCAUGGCCGGGCGCAACCGGCCUCAUAGCUUCGGUCACUGCUGACGACAUGGCACACAAGGGACACAGCGGGGUAAACCAGCUGGGAGGUGUCUUCGUCGGCGGUCGGCCACUUCCGGACUCAACACGGCAAAAGAUCGUCGAGCUUGCACAUUCGGGCGCACGACCAUGUGACAUCUCCAGGAUACUACAGGUCAGCAACGGCUGUGUCUCCAAGAUCCUCGGCAGGUACUAUGAGACCGGAUCUAUAAGGCCCAGAGCCAUAGGCGGCAGCAAACCGCGCGUGGCAACGGCAGAAGUCGUCAGUAAGAUCUCGCUCUACAAAAGUGAGUGCCCGUCCAUCUUCGCGUGGGAGAUUCGAGAUCGCUUGUUACAGGAAGGAGUGUGCACGAACGACAACAUCCCGAGCGUGUCCUCGAUCAACAGGGUACUGAGGAAUCUGGCCGCGCAGAAGGAGCAGAGGCAGCAGCAACAGCAGCAACAAGGGGUGGGCGCCGUGGGGGUUGGCGUCGGUGCCGGCAGUCCGGCGGAGAGCGUUUACGAUAAACUCAGGCUACUAAACGGACAGACUACCGGUUGGCCGCGACCCAAUCCCUGGUAUCCGUCGAGCGCGGGAAGUCCGUUUUCGUCGAUACAAUCUAGUUUGAGUCCGAGCCAUUGUUCGUCUCUGCCACCGGAUCCAGCGGAUAUAUUGCACGCGAAGAAAGUAACCGAGCUCGAGGGUGGCGCGCACUCGGACGAGACGAAUAGCGGGGGUGACAACAGCAACGCUGGUAGCGUGUCAGGCGGCGCCGACGACGAUCAGGCACGUCUUCGCCUAAAGAGGAAACUGCAAAGGAAUCGCACGAGCUUCAGCAACGAGCAGAUCGACGCGCUCGAGAAGGAGUUCGAAAGAACGCAUUAUCCAGACGUAUUCGCCAGGGAAAGACUUGCCGGCAAGAUCGGCCUACCGGAGGCGCGAAUACAGGUCUGGUUUUCGAAUCGGCGGGCCAAGUGGCGGCGCGAGGAGAAAUUGCGCACGCAACGGAGGGAUAAUCCACCACCGCCACCGCAGCAACAACAGCAACAACAGCAACACACUGCCGGCGUAAGCCUGGUGGGUGCUGGCCACCCGACGCCGCCGCCACCCUCGGGGAUACUCGGGGGCCAGCCGCCUCCGCAGGCACCACCCUCGCCCCCUAGAAUACAUCACGGGUUUGCGCCCACCGCUGUGUACCCCGGAAUACCCAGCAUGCCUGACUCGUACAGGUCUAAUAUCACCUGGCGUGAGUGUGCCAAUCGCGGUACCAGGUCAACCGGCACCCGACAUGGCGGCGCAAUAUUGGUCACCGAGGCUGCAGUGACCGUGGUGGUCGUCGAUGUCGACCUCAUCUCCGUAGACUUGAGCUUCUCUAGCUUACAGUUCGUGUCGCGUACGAGAAAAUGACACACGGUCACGCGAUCGUAAAGCGCAGUCUCCGGAAAUCCACGCGUUAUGGUCGAUCAUGCGUGCGACUGUUCCGUAGUAUAAAAUAAAUUGAAAUGGGCUAUCAUACCCGUACGUCUCGUUCAAACCAAAGUUCCAUGUGGAAACGAGUUUGAUCUGUCCGUAUUCGCGUUCGCUCUAUUCUCGUUUUUUAUUUUAUUUUAUUUUAUUUUUUGUCAGAUGAGUGCAUUAUUUCGGAAAAUUUCGAGGAAACGUCACUGCGAAUUCGCUAGUGCUUACUAAUGAAGAUCAUCCGAAGCACGAAGAUCUCAAUUUAUUCUGUCACUCCCGGUGAGGGCGAGGAACUAGAUUCAUAAUUGAAUGGCUCUAGCGUGAUUCCGUUUUGUGUAAACUAACAACAAAUCUACGGUGUAGUACUCGUGUAAUUACAAUACAAAAUGCGGCAUUGAGUUUACAGGCGGAUUAAUUGAUCUCUGUGUAUAAUCGUGAAUUUCAUCACUGUCAAAUCGAAUUUCCGUGUCCCGUGCUGAAAAAAAUCGAUAUAUCUACAUUUGCUAUUGCGACACUUACCGAUCAUGUCCCUCAUUGUUAUCAUAGGCGAAUGACUAAUGCUGCUUUCCCAUACUUUCACUAACGAUGUUUGGUAUCGUAAUGUGCGAAGAGACACUCUCCUCUUUAUUUCGAUGUUAUAUCAGAAUAUAAGUCAUAGAAACACACAAUCGUUGUUAGACGUAUUAAUACGCCAAUCUGUGACAAUCCGUGAUUUUCAUAUGACACAUGAUACAUGAAUGAUCGGCAAAGUGGAAAAAUCUCUCAAAGCAUCAUCUGCAUAUGUACACCUUUGUAAGCUCGCUUUAAUUCGUACAAUUAUAUCUCCGAGCCGAGACAUCUUUGAAAUAGAACUGAUGAGUAAGGUGAGACGCGGUAGAACAAAAAAAAAGAAAGAAAAAGAAUUGUCGGCAAUGUGCAACUCGUGUAAAAAUAAUUAGCGCGAAGAUUUAAGAGGAAAAGAAUCGCUCCCGAGGAUUUCCGCGGAGAGUUUUUAUUCGCAACGUUUCGUAGGUGUAACUCCUAUAAGCAGGAAGAAAAGAAAUAAAAUAGUUUCUAAGUCGAUAUUGUGUUAUUAUUUAUACUCGUGAAACAAGAAU
Molecule: messenger RNA, 3082 nt
Organism: Mycetomoellerius zeteki
Lineage: Eukaryota; Metazoa; Arthropoda; Insecta; Hymenoptera; Formicidae
Product: paired box protein Pax-6
Exons: 10
Coding region: 558-1934 (458 amino acids)
Biological process (GO): anatomical structure development; regulation of transcription by RNA polymerase II
Molecular function (GO): RNA polymerase II cis-regulatory region sequence-specific DNA binding; DNA-binding transcription factor activity, RNA polymerase II-specific
Source: RefSeq, a predicted model, not a curated record